UGCACCCUGGUGCAUGUGUAUAUAACUGGACGUUUCGUCGAAAACAUGGCUGAACCGUCGUCCCGUCGUUCUGAUCGUUCAGUGAAAUUUUGUGUACAGUGAGAGAAUAAUCCUGACGUCAGACGCGCGUGAGUUGAAGUCAUUAUGACUUCGAUUCAUCUCGUCGUACAUCCUUUACCAGGCACCGACGACCAACUCAAUGAUAGGUUGAGAGAGAUAGCGGACAAAAUAAAUAGAUAUGGAUUUGUUACACCAUCGGCUUUUAAUUCCUUGAAAACACCGAUAAAGCGCAUCGUGGUUGGACCAACUCACAUUGCUCUUCUUACGGAUGAUAGUAGAAUAGCUAGAGUUGCAUUUACAGUACUACCGGAUAGAUUGGACUUGAGUAAAAAUGAACCUAAUAGAAAUACAAGUAAAAAUCAUGUUGGAAACUCUAAUUCCGCACCGAAUGGCAAUGGAAGUAGCAGUAGCGGCAGUAGGACGGGGAUGUCACGCUCGCGUGCGCGGAUCAUGCGUAACAGUUCCGCGAUACGUGGUGGUAGCAGCGGCGGAGGAAGCGGCAGUGGCGGUCGAAUAGGACCACCUGGAGUUAUUAUGGGUGGAGGAAGUGGUAGCAGUUCUCGUCCCAUCGCUUCUGUGCCGGCGCCGUUUGUUCCAGAAGAUCUGAUAUCUCAGGCGCAAGUUGUGUUACAAGGGAAAAGUCGUAAUCUUAUCAUCAGAGAGUUACAGCGUACAAAUCUAGAUGUAAACUUAGCAGUAAACAAUCUUUUGUCACGAGAGGAUGAAGAAGGUGAUGAUGCAGAGGACGCAGCGGAUAGUUACGUUCCAGAGGAUCUUAUUUCUUUACUAGAUGGCGGUUUCAGUAAUGAGCAUUCGGUUAUAAUUGAUGCUGAUUCUAUGUUUUCGGAAGAUGUAUUUGGAUACACUGGAAUAAGGCAUCGUGGAAGUUCUUCGCGUCGCUUAGGCAAUGACAGAGAAAGUGAACGUUCAUCUCACGAAAGGGAUCGAGAUCGAGAUAGCUUCAGUAGAUGGCGAGAUCGUCAGUAUUAUGGACCGCGACGUUGGCUAGAAACUGCCCUUAAAGAUUCAUGGGAAAAAGAUUCAGACAAUAAGAAGAAAGAAUUAGCUUCGCAAAGUCCACUGUGGAUAUCGGAAGAAUUGGAAUGGUGGCAUGAUCGCAGUAGCGAUGGAGUACCUCGCUUUGUACAGAUUGCAUCGCUUUACAGUGAAUUAAUUGCCAUUUCUGCAUCAGGACAAUUGUAUCAAUGGAAAUGGUCUGAAUCAGAACCAUAUAAAAAUCCAGAGAAUCCGAACGUGCAUCAUCCAAAAGCUAUCCCUUUGGCACUGACAACGGAAAAGAUAGUGAACAUAUCUGCUACAGCAAUUCGAUGUUCCGUCAACACAGAAAGUGGAAAAGUAGCAACUUGGCUUGAUGAGCUUUUGGGACACGUUGCUUCCCGUCUUGAACAUCCGGCGCAGGCUUUCACUGAAUUUACGUUGGAUAAAAUUGUAUCACUUCAUACGUGUGCUUUGUACACUGUUGCAAGACUAGAAAGUGGAACAUUAUAUUGGUGGGGUGUUUUGCCGUUUGCACAGCGAAAGAAAUUAUGGGAAAAAUAUAAAGCUAAAUCACGCAAACAUAGACCAUCCACUGUGUUAUCGAGUGACAUUAGUUAUGGGACACAUGUGUGCAUGAAAAAUAGUCCGGUUUAUCAGCCGGGAGCUAUUGGAUUUACGAUAGCCAAUGGUGUACCAAAAGUGGGACAGUUGCUGUCGGCUGCGUGGAAUGUUGAUGCCACUUGUAGAUUUAAAAUAUUACCCGCUGGUACACACGUAUCUAAUGCAAACGUAGAUAAACGUGAAUCUAACGGUAAUGGAAGUACAGCAGUCGUCAAUAAAUCGAACCACAAAGAAACUGCCGACCGGCUUGAUAUGCCACCACCGCCAUCUCCGGCUUCGAGCACUUGUAGCGACACUGGCAGCAUUACAACAAGUCAUAAACGCCAAAAACGUAUGGCACCUCGAAGUGAAGGAGAAUCCGAAAGGAAGGAUGAAGAGGAUUGGCAAUUGAAAGAUGUUGUUUUUGUUGAAGAUGUCAAGACUGUACCCAUCGGAAAAGUUAUAAAAGUUGAUGGUUGUUACGUUGCGGUCAAGUUCUUUUCGAAGGAUUCAAAAGAAAAGGAAAAAGAAAUUAAAGACAAGGAUUUUAAUACGUCAGACUUUAAGGAUCUUACGACGGAAGAGCCAAUGAAAUUACUAGCGGAUUGUAGACUUUUACGUAAAGAUGAGUUACAGGUAAUUAAAUCAUCAUUAAAUCCACGAGCUCCGGACUGUUUUCAAAGAACACCUAGGAGAGUUAACAUAGUGGAGGGUUCAAACGACAGUCUGUUAACUAUAUCUACUGACGGACAAGGUAUUCACGCUAUAUUGAAAAAUGGAAAUAAAUUGAGUUACGUCGUAUACAAUCUAAGUACAGGAAGAUACGUUCAAGAUUGUUAUAUUCCAUCUGAUAUUUCGUCAUUUUUGGGGCUACAACCUCAAAAUAUUAAUCUUACGAGUGCAGGAGAGAAUAUUGAAUGUUCUAUGAUCUUACGAGAUGGUAAUAAUACCAUUUAUCCAAUUGCGAAAGAUUGCGCCGAUGCCAUACGCGAUCCAAACUGGCUGGAUUUGGCACCGGUAAACUGUAUCGGCGCGACAACUAUUCCCAUUCCCAGCUGUUCUAAUUCGACCAAUUUGAAAAAUCAGGUUGCAGUCAUCGCAUUAGCGUUCGAUAAUCUUUUGCUCAUGCCGCGUAUAUUACGAUGCGAUCAAGAGAGUGUGAAGCAAGUAUUUUGUAAUUUGGAACAAGAUCUAAAAAAUAAUUUGACUUAUUCAAGUGCAAAUUCACAAAUUCAAAUGAUAUUAAAGGAACGCUGCGAUGGCAACCGAAAUAUACUUCACGCCUGUGUUAACAUGUGUUCACCAACUUCUAAUAAAGAAACUGAACAAGUUAAUGAACGUGAGUUAGUGUCGAAUACAGUAGAUGGAACUUCGGCACCUAUCGAAGAGCCAAUUCCGACGUUAAGUUGGCCACCGGAAGCAUUUGAUAAUACAUCGGGAGAAGAGGAUAGUUUAUUAAGCAUAGGUGCUGCUAGUAUAUCUAUGAUGAAUAAGUCUGGCGUUGCAGCUACAUCUAAUAAUACAUACAUUAUAGAUUCUGCUGAAAGACAACAGAAUGCAUGGGUUAUAUUAAGAUACAUGUGUGAAAAUAAUAUUUUGACACCGUACCUAAGGGAAUUAUUAACGGCAAAAGAUGCUCAAGGACAAACGCCGCUUAUGCUCGCCGUAUCGGUUCGUGCAUAUCGUGCUGCUCUUAUUUUAUUGGACACUAUACAAAGAGUUGGAAAAGAUGCGAAAGACAUUUCAGCCAUGAUAUUACCCGCUGAUGCCAGUCCGGAUCUAUCUCCACUGUUUGUUACUUGUUGCAAUGAUACAUGUAGUUUUACAUGGACUGGAGCAGAGCAUAUUAAUCAAGAUAUUUUUGAAUGCAGAACAUGCGGUUUAACGGGAUCUUUGUGUUGUUGCACUGAAUGCGCUCGUGUUUGUCACAGAGGUCAUGAUUGUAAGCUCAAAAGAACUUCACCUACAGCAUACUGCGAUUGUUGGGAAAAAUGUAAAUGUCGUGCUCUCAUUGCCGGCAAUCAAAUUGCGAGAUAUGACUUGCUCUGUCGUCUCGUACAAAACACUGAUCUCGCCACAAAAAUUAAUUCACGAGGUGAGAGCAUCUUGUUAUUCUUAGUACAAACGGUUGGAAGACAAUUAGUUGAACAACGUCAAUUUAGAUCGGCACCUAGGCAACGAUCAACUUCGGCUAGCCGUAAAGCGCCCACUUCGGACGCUUUUGCCACAGGUUUGGGUGCAGAUUCAGACAUGCCAGAUCAUGAUUUAGAACCUCCCCGAUUUAGUCGAAAGGCGCUUGAAAGAUUAUUGAACGAUUGGCCAGCAGUUCAAUGUAUGAUCAUGUCGGGUGUUUCUGAGAAUGGUACUGAUCAAUUAUUUGGUGAUCAAGGACAGCUAUGUCGGCAGAGUGGAACUGCGUUACUAGACAAGUUUACACAUUCCUUACUUGUGAAAUGUAGUGCCGAAAUGCUCGAUACGUUGCUCACUACUUUAAUCAGAGAGUUACAAGAUGAGUCAAACAAAGAAGAAGCAAAUAACGUAGCACGCCGGUUUGUGAGAUCAGUGGCUCGCAUAUUUGUUAUCUUUACUAUAGAAAUGGCACCAAACACGACGAAGAGGCGAAGCACAAGUCAAGCUUCGCAGCCAUUAAUGAAAUGCCGAAAAGUUUUCCAAGCGUUAAUCAAACUAGCUGUAGAAGAAUUAUGCGAGACAGCAGAUUCAUUGAUAGCACCAGUCAGAUUAGGCGUAGCACGUCCAACAGCACCAUUCACACUAACGAGUUCUGCCAUUGAAGUGAUUAAUGGCUCAGAGGAAUUAUUCUCUAUAGAACCUUUAAUACCUCACAGUGGCGUCAGUUCACAAACGUUGGAUGCGGCGCUCCAAACACAACAAGGAAAUAACAAUAUAACUAUGUCAAGAGGAGACGUUUCUGCUGUAGACGAAGCGGAAGGUGGAGAAGAAGUCCCUAUGGAUAUGGAUGGCGAUAUCAGUGAACACGAGGAAUCAGGUGUGUCUGGAACUGUCGCCGGGCAACCACUUGGUGAGGUUGACUCGAACGCCGGUGGUGUCGGCGAAGAACAAGCUGGAGAUGGUGAAUCGGACACGGAAUUGGACCUCCUGGCGGAAGCCGAAACUGAAUCGGAUUCAGAUGACAAUCAUAGCAAUCAAGAUGCAGCGUCAGCGCAACGUAGCGUGCAAACAGGCGCGACUGCAGGAUCCGAUGGUGGAAUGGGAUCGAUAUUAUUGUUUCCCGAGGAUGAAUCAGGAGAAUCAAGUCAACAAGAGGACGAUGAGAGCGAAGCGGGAGAAACAGACGAGCAAGAUAAUGAAGAAUUUCAGAUCGGUGAUGAACAGUUGGAGCGCAGAAGUGGUUCGUCUGGUCAUCUGCAUCGUAACAAUCUUGCGCCUGUGUAUUUGCAAUGGGCAAUACGCAAUCGCGAAUCGAAUACGCGUACAGCGGGAUUACGAGUAACAGGUGGAAGUAAUCUAGUAUUCAUCGACCCCGCGUCCUUGAGACGCACCACUGCCACGUCGGCUGUUGCAACCGCGCAGGAACCGAUAACCAUGGGGACUACCGCUAGUUGCUUGGCGCGAGCUUUCGGAAUUGUCAUCCGACAGAUCGCUGAUCUGUUGGUUAUGAUGCAAGACUAUAAGAAUUUAGCGCCUUCCUUACCACGUGUAAUGGAUAUUACUUUCCAAGACGCUCUAAAUCUACAGUCGUAUUUAGAAGCACAUCUGAAGCCUACUUGGGAUUGGUUGCUCACGGUGAUGGACGCUACGGAAGCACAGCUGAGAUUCGGGGUCUCCCUGACUCGUAGCGCGGACCCUACUCAUCCCGAACACCCUCUUAAUAAUGCUCCGUCGUUGUCGGGUGGUAAUUUCAGUGGCUUAUUAAAUACAGCUGCUCUUUCGUUGACUCUUCAAGGAAAUACAAGUCGGAAUCCUCGCGGUGGUAUUGCUACGAGCUCGAACAUCUCCACUCCGCAGGCUUCAACACGACUCACCGUUGGUUUUGCAGGCGUUGGCGAACCUCCAAGGAACAGUAGAGAGCGCGAAGGGAGCGAGGCGCACUCAGCGAGACGUGAAUUCUUAUCUUAUUGUUUGUCUUUAAUGCGCGCCCAUAAUAGCGAGCAUAGAGAUAGUCUGCCAGUUUUGGACGUUUCCGCUUUAAGACACGUCGCUUACGUGUUUGACGCACUUGUGUAUUAUAUGCGUUCUCUUUCGGAACCACUCGCUUCCAGAAGCGAGGCUCAAAAAGAAUCGUCCAGUUAUUCUAGUUGGAAUGAUCAGGAUGAAAAUGACAAUGAUGAAGGUGAGGAGUACAACUCACCAGCGCCGACUGCCAUGGAAACCGAUUCUGUAGAUUAUCCGGAUUUACUUCAAGUAUCCAUAUGUGGAUCUCAAGGACACGGCAGUUCAACGCCGAAAGGAAGAAAGCAUCCUUUCUUACAAAGAUCAGAUUCUACUUUAUGCCUUGGUUGCCCGCCUCUAGAUCCGUUUGAUACCGUAAUGAGCGAAGCGUUGCCGUUAGCUGAUCAGCCACAUUUAUUACAGCCGCAUUCGAGACGUGAAGAUCUAUUUGGUAUUCCGAGACAACCAACUUGUUCUAAUGCAGGUGGAUCUAGUCAGAAUCCUUUGGAAGGUUUACCGACGAGAUUAGGCCUCUCCGCACGCGGUAUGGAUAGUCAAAAUAGCUUGGCGACUCCGACGUUAAGUCAAGUAAUGCAAGGACCGCUUUCCAAUUUUAACUUGGAGUCAAGAAGGAAUUCCAUUUCAGGAGACUUAAAUCCGAGCUCGAUCAAAUAUGCGGAGAAAUUAAAAUCAUCUAAUCAUGCUAACGAGGGGCAUUCGUCUCUCGUAACGGAACAAAUCAUCGACAGAGCACCGAUUAUUGUAUCUACAAAUAAUCAAAGUGAUGCAGCAACAAGUAUCAAAGGCAAAGACGUUUGCAAAAAUAAUAGAAGCGUCAUAGUCAGAGCUGGAACGAUGUCGGAUUCAAAUACGAGUAAAGUUGGAGCACCUGAAAUACUGGUCGUCCCAACCGUCGAAAGCCAAAAUGUAUCUGAAGAGGUCGACCCAGCUGCUACAAACCACGAGAUAUCCGCUCACGAAACUGUUGAGACGAGUCCGGUGGAAUCCGCUAGAACGGUAUCAUCGAUCGGAACAAAUAUCUCUCAUAAUAUUUUGCUAGGACGAUGGCGAUUAUCGCUGGACUUGUUUGGACGAGUUUUUAUGGAGGAUGUAGGCUUAGAAGCUGGAUCCGUGGUAUCCGAAUUAGGAGGAUUUCCCGUGAAGGAGGCUAAAUUUCGCAGAGAUAUGGAAAAACUUCGAAAUUCACAACAAAAAGAUAUUACUAUUAAAGUGGAACGCGAUAGAACGCAGUUGCUAGUGCAGACGAUGAAAGAACUAAAUACGCAGUAUAAUAUAUAUAAUAGAAGAGCUUCGAAUACUCCGCCUCUAACAGUGAGCCGAGUUAAAGUCUUCUUCAAGGAUGAACCUGGCGAGGGAGCAGGUGUUACCCGCAGUUUUUACACUGCUAUUGCCGAAGCAUUACUCGCAAAUGAGAAACUUCCGAAUCUUGAAGCAGCUCAAGUAGGAUCGAAGUAUACGCAGUACAACGUCUUGCAGAAGCUGAAAAGCAGAGAUCGUGACCGUGAUCUCAGGCGACAGAACACACGUUCUUCUGGAAAAUGUCGCGAGACGCGUCGCGCCUUAUCCUUUGAUGCUCGUUCCUUCCAUCCUUCAAACGCGAUCGAAGGCAACAAUAGUUCGACACCUGGUAGCUCGUCCAGCACUCAUCCCUUGCCAAUUAAUCAUCCAAAUAAUGAUCACUUGACCAUGCAUCAGCAACAACUUGGCGACAGAUUGUAUCCCAAGGUGCAUGCUUUACGACCGGCAUUGGCUGAAAAAAUAACUGGCAUGUUGUUGGAGCUGUCACCGGCCCAGUUACUGAUGUUGCUAGCUUCGGAAGACGCUCUCCGACAGAAAGUGGAUGAAGCGUUCGAACUAAUCCACAGUCAUACUCAAGAUUUGACCAGCGAAAUGUUAGAUCUCGAUGUGUUUAGCCUGACCGAACGAUGCGCGGCAAGUAAGAAGAAAAUGGAAAACAGCAUUUUGGACGACACUGAGGACAAUGCACCGCUUUUCUAUUCUCCUGGUAAACGAGGUUUUUAUACGCCGAGGCAAGGCAGAGGUAGCUAUGAACGAGUAAAUGCAUUUAGGAACGUAGGCAGACUUAUAGGACUGUGCCUCUUGCAAAACGAGCUGUGUCCACUAUUUUUAAACCGUCAUGUAAUCAAAUACAUCCUAGGAAGGCCUAUACGUUUCCAUGACCUUGCAUUUUUCGAUUCCGUUAUUUACGAGAGCUUACGACAAUUGGUUAUCGAUGCUGAAACGAAAGACAGUAACAGUUUAUUUUCUGCGUUGGAUCUUACAUUCAGUAUCGAUUUAUGCCCUGAGGAAGGAGGUGGCUCAAUCGAACUUAUACCUAAUGGCCGCGACGUGGAAGUAACCGCGAGCAACGUGUACGAUUACGUACGCAAAUAUGCGGAAGUUCGUAUGAUCAAGGUGCAAGAGAAAGCUUUGCAUUCUAUGCGUGAAGGAGUCUUCGACGUUCUUCCCGAAGGAGCGCUCGAUGGUUUGACCUCGGAAGACCUGAGACUUCUUCUGAACGGAGUCGGCGACAUCAAUGUGUCGGUUCUGAUAUCGUACACAUCAUUUAACGACGAAUCUGGCGAGUCGACAGAGAGAUUAGUUAAAUUUAAACGCUGGUUGUGGUCCAUCGUUGAAAAGAUGUCGCACGUGGAAAGGCAAGACUUGGUAUAUUUCUGGACUGGCUCUCCCGCGCUACCAGCGAGCGAGGAUGGUUUCCAACCGAUGCCAACUGUGACAAUUCGACCGGCGGAUGACGCGCAUCUACCGACCGCAAACACGUGUAUCUCCCGAUUAUACGUUCCACUGUACAGCUCCCGUCACGUUUUGCGACACAAACUACUUCUCGCUAUUAAAUCAAAGAACUUUGGAUUUGUAUGAACUUGAUUAUGUGACUGCGCUUGUACUGUGUCUACAAGAUUGAGUCACAUUAUCGGUAUUGAUACAAAACCUGGAGUUGUACGUUGUUAUUUUUUUCUUCCUUAGAAACAAUUUUUAAACAUUUAUAAAUUUAUAAGGUGUAAUUAUGGAUUAUGAUCUUUUGUUCCUGAAAAAAAAUUUUCAUCUUUGUAAAGCUUUAUGUUAUAUAAAGUGUCAUAUUUAAUCCUCUCUUUUCCCUCUUUUCCUUUCAUCCUGCUCUUAUCUCUCUCUCUCUCUCUCUAUCUCUCUUUAUAGCAAAUAAAAUUUUUAAAAGCA
This is a messenger RNA of Solenopsis invicta (red fire ant), 9006 nucleotides long. RefSeq names its product E3 ubiquitin-protein ligase UBR5 (gene hyd). The record is from RefSeq and is a predicted model, not a curated record. The coding region runs from base 145 to 8691 and encodes 2848 amino acids. The transcript is spliced from 37 exons. Gene Ontology annotation, cellular component: nucleus. NCBI's taxonomy places the organism in Eukaryota, Metazoa, Arthropoda, Insecta, Hymenoptera, Formicidae. Gene Ontology annotation, biological process: regulation of double-strand break repair; DNA damage response; protein polyubiquitination. Gene Ontology annotation, molecular function: RNA binding; ubiquitin-protein transferase activity; ubiquitin binding.